Molecule: messenger RNA, 354 nt
Organism: Desarmillaria tabescens
Lineage: Eukaryota; Fungi; Basidiomycota; Agaricomycetes; Agaricales; Physalacriaceae
Exons: 2
Source: RefSeq, a predicted model, not a curated record
GCCCGUGACGUCUGGUCAUUCUUUAUAAAGUCUGAGAACCGCCAUCAUUGCGCUUUCUGCAUGUGCAUCUUCAAAGAUAAUGAGCUUCCCAGAGCAUCAGACUUUGGCUCAAAAACAAGUACUGAUAUCUUACAGCACCACUUGCUUGAUUACCACACCACUUCAUGGCUGACGAAGUGUGACAAUCAGGGUAUACAGGUGCGCUCUACUCAAAAGCGAUAUCAAGAUGCGAUCCGCAAAUUUCACCUCGACCAAGGGAAGCAAUCUUCCAUAUUUAACAGUACUGGACAUUGUGCAUUCUUGCAUGAAGCGUUCAUUGAUUCGCUAGUUGCAUGGGUCAUUGCUGAUGAUCAG